AUGCGCUUAUUCCUCCUUCCCAUCUCAACGCGGCGUACGCUUCUCUAUUGCGAUCGCGUCGCAACUCAAGUCAACGCUAGCGGAAAGCUAUCCUACCACGAUCGCAUCGUCAACAAAGCGAACGAGACGUGGGCAUCCUGGGAGAACUCGCCCAACAAGUACAAGAAGAAGCUCACCGACUACGGCAACAUUGUCUUCAACCGCAUCUCCUACGAGGAAUGGGGACUCAAGACGUUGCCUUCGUCUACUGCAGACCUUACGCCCACCGAAAUCGUCUUCCCUGGCCGCUUCCUGGAUCAGAAAAAGGUUCCGGACAUCUUGAGAAAACUUGCUACCGAGAGACAAGGUCUGCACAAACAAAGGUUCUGGGGUAGUUUGAUCGGCUUGCCUUUCACCAUCCCCGUUGGAUUACUCCCCGUCAUCCCAAACAUUCCUGGAUUCUAUCUUGCUUUCCGCGCGUGGUCGCACUUCAAAGCUCUGAUCAACAGCAAAGAGCCCUUGAUCAAGAUGUCCCCAUCAAAGGCUUUGGACGAUCUCUACGCCGCAGGCUUGAUACAUCCUUCUCGAGAACACUCGAGGCAGGCCACUUUACCCUCAGAAACCGAAUCCCAACAAGUUGCCCAACUCGUCACCCAACAGACAAAUAACGAUGCUUCGGAUGUCAUGCUUCUCAAGCGAUGGAAUGGCAAACUACUUGCCGAACAGUUCAACCUGCCCGGCAUGGAGCUCGAGAUCGAAAGAGCUGUUGAGCAGGUCCAAAAGAACAUCGAAGCCGAGUCCGCGGCAGUGGACGAGAAGGGAGAUACCAACACAACCACUGUGGACGAAACGCUUUCAAACGGGAAAAAGUAA
Molecule: messenger RNA, 852 nt
Organism: Aureobasidium vineae
Lineage: Eukaryota; Fungi; Ascomycota; Dothideomycetes; Dothideales; Saccotheciaceae
Source: the annotation of a GenBank genome assembly